This is a messenger RNA of Megalops cyprinoides (Indo-Pacific tarpon), 1053 nucleotides long. Its product is annotated as CUB and zona pellucida-like domain-containing protein 1. The transcript is spliced from 6 exons. Lineage: Eukaryota; Metazoa; Chordata; Actinopteri; Elopiformes; Megalopidae. The record is from RefSeq and is a predicted model, not a curated record. Bases 1 to 1053 code for a protein of 350 amino acids.
AUGACCUUCAUGAUCACCUUCCCAUUUGUUUUAUUGCAGUCAGCCAGUCAGGGUAGAGGUGACACUAAUGUGGUUUGUACAGAGUCCACAAUGACUGUUGAAGUGAGAAAAUCUGUCAUUGGACUUUACGAAGACCACCUGCGUCUAAAUGACCCAGCCUGCACUCUGAUCUCCAACAGCACUCAUGUGGUCGCCACCAUGUCCCUCAACUCCUGUGGGACAGAGCUAGAGGAGGACGAGGACCACCUCAUUUUCAAAAACGAGAUUACAACAUUCGACAAACCCAACCAGGUCAUAACCAGGGAACAUGGGGUGGAGAUUGGGUUCUCGUGUGUGUACCCCAAAAAGGGCACAGUUUCUUUGGAAUUCAGAGCGCAUAGGAUUCCCUACGUGUUCACCGAGAGAGGCUUCGGCAAGUUCACCUACCAGUUUGAGUUCUUCCACAGCAACCUCUUCAACAGAAUGGUGGACCCCAGCACUUACCCAGUGGAAGUGGCUCUGAAGGAGAUGAUCUACAUGGAAAUUAUAUCGUCCUCCUCUCUUCCCAACACUCUGAUGUUUGUAGAGUCCUGCAGAGCAACCCCCAUCGAUGACCCCAGCUACCACGUAUUCUACAGAAUCAUUGAAAAUGGGUGUGUUGUUGAUGACACGGUGCAGGUGUAUCCAGGCAACAGUUCUGAAUACAGAUUUGGAAUGGAAGCUUUUGCUUUCAUUGGAAUGCAUCAAGAGGUGUUCAUCAGCUGCUCAGUGAUCCUGUGCCAGGCUGGAGGUGUCUCCACAAGGUGUUCUCAGGGGUGCACCAAUGCCUCUGCAGGGCACCACCAUCACAGAAGAUCAGCAGGUGUCCAGACCUCCAGACACUACAUUUCCCGGGGGCCUUUGCGACUCACAAGAAGCUCAGCCAUUGACGGUACCAGCAUGAACUUGAACAUGAACCUUGUUGUCUGUGUUGGAGCUCUGCUGGCAGCCAUAGCCAUGGUGUGUGGAGUGAUGGUCUGGAAGGCCAAGCAUUCAAAGGUCAAAUACCAAGUGCUUCCAGGCAAUGAUUUCUGA